Messenger RNA from Tetrahymena thermophila SB210, 543 nucleotides. Its product is annotated as vacuolar proton-ATPase subunit C proteolipid protein. The record is from RefSeq and is a predicted model, not a curated record. Lineage: Eukaryota; Ciliophora; Oligohymenophorea; Hymenostomatida; Tetrahymenidae. Gene Ontology annotation, biological process: proton transmembrane transport. The transcript is spliced from 4 exons. Gene Ontology annotation, cellular component: proton-transporting V-type ATPase, V0 domain. Gene Ontology annotation, molecular function: proton-transporting ATPase activity, rotational mechanism.
AUGGCUGAUUACUAAUUUUAAGAUAAUUGGAACGAUUUAUUCGCUUCCAUUAGUGGUUAUUCAUGGGCUUACUUAGGUAUUGGUUUAGCUCUUGGUACCUCCAUUGCAGGUGCUGCCUGGGGUAUUUUCAUUACUGGUGCUUCUCUUUUGGGUGCUUCAGUCAAGGCUCCAAGUAUUAGAUCUAAGAAUUUGAUCAGUAUCAUUUUCUGUGAAGCCGUUGCUAUUUAUGGUGUAAUUAUGGCCAUUAUUAUGUAAGGUAAAAUGGCCAAUUUUACAGGUGGUAUUCCUAAUGAUAAUUAAAUAUUCUUGAUCCAAUAUUCAGGCUAUGCUAUUUUCUGGACUGGUAUCUCUGUAGGUAUCUCUAACUUUGUUUGUGGUAUUUGUGUCGGUAUUACUGGUAGUGGUUGUGCUAUUUCUCAUGCUCAAUAAGCUGAAACCUUCGUUAAAAUUUUGGUUAUUGAAAUUUUUGGAAGCGCUCUCGGUCUUUUCGGUGUUAUUGUAGGUAUUAUCUAAUGUGGUGAUGUUUCUUUCCCUACAAAGUGA